ACGGAAAUCGGUGAUGUCACAGUGGCGGUUGCGGACCUGGUGACGACGUUUUUUUUUGGUGGUGGGGGGAAGGGGUGGAAGAAAAAAAAAGUGCGAGAUCGGGCCCGUCUGCUGGGCCCUGACGGCACAGAGAGAGCGCGAGAGCGAGAGCGAGAGGCCCCGAAAUUGUGCUGAAGAAUGGAUGUAAUUCAGACACCACUGCCAACAAGUAGCACGAUGCAAACAUCUAAUUUUGCUCAUGUCAUUUUUCAAAAUGUGGCAAAAAGUUAUCUCCCUCAUGCUCCACUUGAGUGCCAUUACAUAUUGACUCCAUACAUUAAGCCGCAUCAAAAGGACUGGGUUGGCAUCUUUAAGGUUGGUUGGAGCACUGCUCGUGAUUACUACACAUUUCUGUGGUCUCAAGUACCGGAAAAUUAUGCAGAAGGAAUUUCAUUUAAUCGUGUCAUUGUUUUCCAAGGUUAUUAUCUUCCAAAUGAUGAUGGUGAAUUUUAUCAGUUUUGCUAUGUCACCAACAAGGGAGAAAUCAGAGGAGCAAGUACACCUUUUCAGUUCCGUGUGCCAUCUCCCACAGAUGAUUUGUUGACCAUGGAAGAUGACACAAACUCUGACAUGCUAGUGGUAACAACAAAAACAAGUUUUCUUGAGCAAAAGAUUGAACUGCUACUGAAGGAAAAAGAUGAGUUGUUGAAAACUAAAUCCGAACUUGAAGAGGAAGUACUCCAGUUAGGUGAGCGAGUGGAAAAGAUUGAAAAAGAAAUGCACCAUGAGAAAGAAGUCUGUGACCAAAUUAAAAAGGAUUACAAGGAUCUUUUCCAGAGUUCAGAAGCCUUAAAAAUCGAGAAAGAAGACAUUGAGAAAAGGUUUAAGGAAGCUGUCGCAAAAAUUACGCAACUUGAAGAAGAUAUCGUAACUGCUAACCAGAAAGCCAUUGUAAAGGAAACUGAAUUAGACAGCAUAAAACACAAACUGAGGAGACUCAUUGUUGACAAAGAACAACUUGAAUUGCAGUUGAAGAAUGAAAAGGAUGAGAAAGAGCUUUACAAGGUCCAUGCAAAGAAUACAGAAAUUGAAAACACAAAGCUAGUUAUGGAGAUACAAUCUGUUAAAAGUCUCGAUGCCACUAAAGAAAACAUGCUGGCACAUUUCAAAGAAGAAGUGGCAAGACUACAGCAAUGCUUGUCAGAAAAAGAGAAAUUGCAAAAGGAGCUGUUGGUUAAUGCUUCUAACAUGGAUGAAGUGUCUGUUCUUCGUGAACAUUUACGCAGAGCUGAGGAGCAUGUACAAGCGAGCGAUCAGAAAGUGGCGUUGAUUGCUCAGGAGCUUGCUGAUGCUUCCAAUACACGUGACAAGACAAUGGGUGAUCUACACAAUGCGCGAAUAAAAAUUGAUUUGCUCAAAGAUGAGCUUGCUGAUACUGAGAAGAAAUAUAAGGCAGAGAUCCAAAUGCUAAAAGCUGCAUUAUCAAAAAAAGAAAAGGGUUCUUCAGUGACUGACAAUACAGUGGAACAAGAGCUGCAUAAAGAAGUCGAAGAUUUAAAGCUAAGGUUGCAGAUGGCUGCAGAACAUUACAAAGAAAAAUACAAGGACUGCCAAAAACUGCAAAAGCAAGUUCUUAAACUGACAGAACAGUUGGAAGACAAGAAAAAUGAAACAUUCCUGAAGAAGCAGAAACUAGCUGAUAAUGGGACAAACACUGAAUCACCUCCAGUGUCAGCAGCUGACUUUGUUCAAGAUUCCUCUUCAGCCAUGCCAACUCCAUUCGACCAUACAUUUGAUCUCUUGGUGCAGACGCAAAUAAGUAAAAUGAAUAAAGAAAUAAUGGAAAAAAAUGAGAAGUACAAAAAAUGCAAGCAGAUGUUGGCCGAAGAGAAUGAAAGAAGUCAGGCUUUUGCUGAAGAACUGGCUUACAUCCAGCAAAAAUUAAAGCAGCAGUUAAAAAUAAACAGUGACCUAAAACAAGAAGCUGCAGAGGACAUUCAGUAUAAGGUUCUCCUUUCGGAAAAGGAGCAGGAAGUAAAGGAACUUAAAGCAAAAUUGGCAAUUGUUGACAAGGAGAAGGAAAUCCUGGAAGAGCUGAAUAAGGAAUUUUCAAGGGAGGUAUGUAAGCAUGAAGAAGAAGAGCAAAGUUCACCAAGUUCAAAGCCUCCGGCUGCACCAAUAUUACAAUAUCCAAAUCCAUAUUCUUCAGAUCCUUCUGGUGUACCUGUGAAGCAUCCUGGAUUGAAGUUUGGAAACCCUUAUGCAGAGUCUGGUAGAGAUGGAACAGAUGGAGCACUUUAUCCUGAUGAGAUCCGUAGAGUGCCUAUUGGGGUUCCUGCUUGGGGAUUGGACAGUACAGUGGUCUGCAGUCAACCUUCUCGCAACUUUGGUAGACCAGAUGGACUUGAAGAUCCCAAUGAGCUUAUUAAUGAUGAAGGAGAAGAUGGCUCACCGACAGGUAUUUCUGAUCCUCCAGGAUUCCGGCUACAAGAACGAGGUGCUCACUUCUGCUUUAAUUCAAGCCUUGACCUCCACAAGAAGUGCCCACUGUGUGAUGUGGUGUUUCCACCUAACUAUGAUCAGAGCAAAUUUGAAGAGCAUGUUGAAAGUCAUUGGAAGAAGAUUGAAGAGUGAUGUGAUCGAGAUGUGCUAAGAGCUUUGAUAUGGUAAAUGCAGAUAAACUAUCUUCUCUGGUGAUGGAGAUCACGAAUAUGGAACUGGAGGAAAUCAAGAAAUAUUUUUAUACACAAACUGUGUUAGAAAUCUGGACUCAUCUUCUCAAAAUAUCAUGGAUACUGGGACAAUUCAAGCUUUCAAGACUGAGAUGGAUAGGAUUAUUGUUAGGUGAUAAUAUCAUUGAAGAUGGAGCAAGGGCUGAUAAAUGGAAUUCAAGGACAGAUCAGCCAUGGUCUAAUUAAAUGGUGGAACAGACUCAGGAGGUUCAAUGGCAUAGCAUUAUUUCUAUAUUUCCUUUUGCUUUUCUGAAACCUUGUCACACUGGUUUUCUCAAUUUAAGAUAGCUAACAUUAGACCAGAAUGUACCAAACAGCAGCAGUUAUAUCUUCGCAUAUUCAUGAUUUUGAACUUCUCAUGUCAACAAUAUUUAUGGUAAUUUGCGACACAAGAAGCUGAUAACCUGCGCAUAAACUGAGUGAGCAGAGUCAGCAAUUGUAUGUCUUUCUUUGUGAACCUACAGUGCAUGGAUGAGGAAGGAACUGUAAACUGCAGGGUGUGAAUUUGACAUCAAAUCAGAAGGUGGAGAAAGAAAUAAAAUGUGGGAAAGAAAGAUUAAUAAGAGUGAGAGAAAAAAGAAACAUGAAAAAUAAAGAAAACCUUGCAUUUCCAGAACAUCCAAUGGCUAAACCAGAUAGGGUGAGACUCUACACAGUUAAUAUUCAGUACUAUGGAGAUUGCCUGGUAGUCACUAACAUUUGUUCUUCUGUUAAUGGAUUAAAAUGAAUAAAAUUUGCUGAUUGGCUCAGUUUAGUGUGAGAAGUGGCUAUUUGCGCACAAAGUAUGAAUAGUUCAGAAAGUU
Messenger RNA from Hemiscyllium ocellatum (epaulette shark), 3514 nucleotides. It is a transcript of the gene tax1bp1b, whose product is annotated as Tax1 (human T-cell leukemia virus type I) binding protein 1b. The record is from RefSeq and is a predicted model, not a curated record. The transcript is spliced from 19 exons. Lineage: Eukaryota; Metazoa; Chordata; Chondrichthyes; Orectolobiformes; Hemiscylliidae. The coding region runs from base 178 to 2613 and encodes 811 amino acids.